Molecule: messenger RNA, 732 nt
Organism: Solanum verrucosum
Lineage: Eukaryota; Viridiplantae; Streptophyta; Magnoliopsida; Solanales; Solanaceae
Exons: 3
Coding region: 1-732 (243 amino acids)
Source: RefSeq, a predicted model, not a curated record
AUGGUCACUGUAAGGUCUAUUAUGGCUUUAGCUUCCCCUUGCAGUUCGUUUGUGUUUCAAAGGGAUGUUCACAAUGCAUUCUUGCAAGGUGAUCUCCUAGAAGAUGUCUAUAUGCAGAUUCCAGAUGGUCUUGCCAACCAGGGGGAAACCAGAUGCAAACCAACUUCUACUUCACUAGAAUUCAAUGGCAAGCUUACUUCUGCUGACUAUGAUAGAUGCAUCAAUGUGAACAAGGAUGAUAAAUUACUAUUUGAAGACUCUGGAAAGUAUCAAAGACUAGUAGGAAGACUACUAUACUUAACCAUGUCCAGACAAGAUAUUGCCUUUGUGGUUCAGGAUAGCUGUGUGGAGACUAGAAGGUCUGUUACUGGCUAUGUAGUAAAGUUUGGUCAAGUUGUGAUCUCCUGGAAGUCUAAGAAGCAUAAUAUUGUCUCAAGAAGCUCUGCAGAAACUAAAUUCAGAAGCAUGGCAACAACAGUAACUGAGCUAGUUUGGCUAAAAGGAUUAUUCUCAGAAUUGGGAGUUGAAGUGACUUAUCCUUUAAAACUAUUUUGUGACAGCAAAGCUGCCACUCAUAUUGCUGCACAUCCUAUAUUUCAUGAGAGAACAAAGCACAUUGAAAUUGAUUGUAACUUUGUAAGGAAAAAAAAAAUACUUGGAAGGAUUGAUACACAUUCAACAUAUAGGUACCAAGGAACAACAAGCAAAUCUGCUAAAAAAGGGUUUGUGUAA